CGCCGCGUCUACCCAUAAUCCCACGCAGCGGUGGGUUGAACAGCAAGCUGUUGCUAGGGUGACGCGCGCAUGCCCGUUAAACCGUUGCACGGGAGUAGGCAUAGGAGAAGAGCGUCCUCACAGCAGAUUGCAGGGAAUUAAUCCUGGACUCAACUUUUUUUUCAGGCAAGAUGCCCCUCUUCGGGAGCACAUUCAGCCCAAAGAAAGUACCACCAAGGAAAUCAGCCUCCCUGUCUAACUUGCAUGCGCUGGACCGGACAACUAAAGAGGUAGAACUGGGUUUAGAUUAUGGUUCCCCAAGUAUCAACAUUGCAGGUCAAAGCUUGAAAUUUGAAAAUGGGCAGUGGAUGACUGAGUCAGGGGGGACUGGAUCACAGAGAGAGGUCCAAAGGCUGCGCAAGAGAAACCAGCAGCUUGAAGAAGAAAACAACUUGCUGCGUGUUAAAGUUGAUCUCUUACUGGAUAUGCUCUCAGAAGCGGCAGCAGACACCCACUUGAAGGAAAAAGAAUUGGAGGAAAUGAAAAAUCUGAGUGGCAGGAGGAAAUGAGUUUAUUGUUAGAGAUGGACUAUCUUCCAUAUUGAGCAAGCAAGUGGCAACGAUUCACCAUCUGAUCUGAUUGAUCACACUGACCAAAAAAACUCACGUGACUUCCUUAAUCAGCGAAGCUUCAUUUUUUAUAAAGAUUGUCCCGGAAAAUAGAUAAGCUUUUUAUUACCAGAAGACUGUCAAGUUGAAGAUAAAAGUUGCAGCCCACUUAAGCAGAAAAGUCUUCCAAUGGAUCUUGUGUCACUGAAAAGGAAUUCAAAUGGACAUAUGAUGUAGUAAUUGAGCAAUCCAGCAUUAAAUGGAAAGACUUUCUUUUUUUACCACUGAAGCCUUUUAUCAUUUUUAUAAUCCCUUUAUUUAUAGAACAAGGACAUAUUCCACAUGGUAUUACAGGAAUAAUACAUCAUUCACACCAGUUCUUGUUCAUAUUACAUACAUACUGUGACUAGCUUUAUAUGAAGCCACUUAAUGUGCAGUAUAUAAAGCUCACAGGUGGAAGAUCAUGGGAAAUCAAAACAGAAAUGACAGUUUACACACUGCACAAUUUUAAACACCAUAAAGUUACUGCCCUAUAGAAAUACCCAGAGUCUACAUAUAGUGUAUGUUUCUGCGCAUACAACAGCAUUGCACAGACAAUAGCCAAUAUUCUGUGAAUUCCACUUUUUACUACACCAGGGCUGAACUAUUGUUUUGUGUCAUGGUGUUUUUCAUAAAAAAAUUACAGUUGUAUACAUGAUGAUGCUCACGCAAGUGUAUUGUACAAGUGCACGUAGUAACCCAUUUGGUUCCCAGGUUGCUGCACAACACGCACAGGAGCAAAAUGUCACCCAAAUACGAAGACAAAGGGGCGUGUCCCCGAAACGUUGCAUCUCCGCACAAUAAACUAGCAGGGUGCUCCCUGCAACGCUAA
Molecule: messenger RNA, 1458 nt
Organism: Xenopus laevis (African clawed frog)
Lineage: Eukaryota; Metazoa; Chordata; Amphibia; Anura; Pipidae
Gene: cby1.L
Product: protein chibby homolog 1
Exons: 5
Coding region: 171-548 (125 amino acids)
Source: RefSeq, a predicted model, not a curated record